This is a messenger RNA of Pleurotus ostreatus (oyster mushroom), 1737 nucleotides long. RefSeq lists its product as uncharacterized. The record is from RefSeq and is a predicted model, not a curated record. The transcript is spliced from 7 exons. Gene Ontology annotation, molecular function: NADP binding; flavin adenine dinucleotide binding; N,N-dimethylaniline monooxygenase activity. Bases 1 to 1737 code for a protein of 578 amino acids. Lineage: Eukaryota; Fungi; Basidiomycota; Agaricomycetes; Agaricales; Pleurotaceae.
AUGGAAGCUAAGCAGAUAGCCAGUCACUGGCUGAAUAACUUCGCCGAGCACGUCUACGCCGGUAACGUAGAUGACGUUGUCUCCUACUUCCAGCCCGACGGAUGGCUUCGGGACAUCCUUAUCUUCACCUGGGACAAUCGCUCGCUGGAAGGCCACGACAAGAUCAGGGCCUACUUACGCGAUACGUUGACGACGCCCAAUAUCCGGGAUAUCAAGCUCGACGAGCGCCCCCAUGUUGGGCCGUACUUAGGCCCAGUGACGGCUGCGCAUCAUGGGGUGGGAUUUGGUUUCACCUUUCAGACAGACAUUGCACACGGUCGUGGUUACAUUCGCCUCACCCAGGCACAAGAUUCGGGGGAAUGGAGAGCUAUUUCCGUAUCUACGGAAAUGAUGGAUUUGAAGGGCCACGAAGAAGAAAGAUAUGAAUUGGGUGUCUAUGGCGGGCAUACUUUGGCGUGGGAGUCGGUGAAGAAUUCCCGCCGCGACUACGUCGAGGAACACCCACAUGUACUUAUCAUCGGCGGGGGGCAGGCCGGCUUGAUAGUCGCAGCGCGCUUCAAGCAAAUGAACCUACCUGCGAUCGUACUGGAGAGGACGGCUCGUGUAGGUGAUGUGUGGCGGAACAGAUAUCCAACUUUGACCUUGCAUACCCCUCGCAACCAACACCAAAUGCUUUAUCAACCCUUCCCAAGCACAUGGCCUAGAUUCACACCAAAGGACAAACUUGCCGAUUGGUUGGAGCAAUACGCUGUUACCCAGGAUUUGGUGGUCUGGAAUAAUUCGCAACCUCUCCCCCAGCCAAAAUAUGAUCCCCUGACGAAGACCUGGCACGUUAAAGUCGCCCGUGAUGGGAAAAUCGUCGAACUCAACCCAACUCACAUCGUAGUAGCCACAGGAACGCUAGGUGCACCCCGCAUCCCCACCAUCGAAGGGCGGGACGACUUCAAAGGAACUAUCUUUCACAACGCAGACUUCCAUGGAGCGAAGCCCUUUGAAGGCCGGAAGGUUGUCGUUGUCGGCGCGGGGAAUACAUCUGCGGACAUUUGUCAGGAUCUAGUCUUCCAUGGAGCCGCCUCUGUCACCAUGGUUCAGCGGAGUUCAUCGUGUGUUGUGUCUGCCGCAAGCGCGCACGUUGGCCUCGACAUGAGAUUCCCCGAAGGCGUGCCGGCCGAGGUUGCUGAUUUCAAGAAUGAAUCGCUUCCAUUUGGGAUGGUGAAGAAACUUCUGUCUCAAGAUGAGCAGAAGGUCUGGGAGGACCAUAAAGACAUGCAUGAAGGUUUGAGAAAGGCGGGACUGAAAUUAAACAUGGGUGUAGAUGGCGCUGGGCUUCCCAGCUUGGUACACCAGCGACUGGGCGGUAAGUGGUUGGAUGUUGGCUGUUCGCAGCUCAUCAUAGAUGGGAAAGUCAAAGUCAAGCAAGGAGUAGAAAUCGCCCGAUUGUCGAGCGACUUAGUCCACUUUACGGAUGGUUCUACUCUCGAAGCUGAUGUUGUUAUCCUUGCGACUGGGUACGAGAACAUUAGAGAGACGAUGCGAGAACUCUUCGGCGAUGAGGUCAUCGACAAAACAGGGCCCGUAUAUGGGCUAGACGAAGAAGGAGAGUUCAGGUCCUCUUUUCGCCGUUCCGGACAUCCUGGUUUAUGGUUCGCAGCAGGCGAUUUUGUAUAUUCCAGAUUUUAUUCAAAGAGGCUGGCACUGGAGCUCAAGGCCAUACAACUUGGUUUAAUCCAAGCGUAA